AUGGGCGUGUGCACGGUGAGUACGGAGCGAUUAACUUUUAGUAGGUAUUCGAUAAAUGAUAGUUGAGAUCGUUUAUUAUAGUAAAUAUAAGUUUUGAGGCAUUUGGCUCUUAAUUUUUUAAAGUUUACAAUAAUAUAGAUGUCAGAGUAUAGGUUAGAAUAUUUGAGAUAAAACAGACCUUUUAUCAGAGUUAAAUAUUAGUGUACUUUCAGAGCCAUGAAUUGGACGUGCGGGUGGUGAACGUGGACCCGCCGAUUGUCAAUCCGAAGCCGUUCAUAAAGCGGGAGUCGGACAUGAACCUGGUGCCCGGAGAUGCAAUGCCAACCCGAAUGUUCUACACAGACGAGGUUGGCAGAUGCAGUUCGAGCAGCAGUACUAUUGUGUUCAAGUCCGAGUACGAGAGGGAGAAGUUCAUGCUGGUGGCGGCGACCAACUCAGCUCACGACCUUCCCGGAAAGAUGUUUGUGGUGGAUGUUGAUGUACAUAGCAAAGACUACGGGCAGGUAAAGUAUCCAUUUUUAUUUUAAGUUUUAGGUAAACUAGAGUCAGUUCACAUAAAUUAAUGUUAUAGAUAAUAUCCCAAAUAGCAUUGACUAAAAAUGGCGAUGAAUUCUUGUACACAAACUGGACGAGAUGUUCUGGCUUUGCCAACCAAGUGAGCAAAACCAUCCGCAACUAUGUUGUCAUACCUUGUUUCAACACUUCCAGACUCUACAUUAUAGGUAUCGAUGACAUUUUGCAAAUGCGGAUAGCUAAAGUAAUUUUUUCCCUUUUUUGUUACCUAAAAUGGUCGUUAUGAGGAUUGUAGAUAUAAUGAAGUUGAUUUCAGACAGUAGAACUAGCAGACCUCGGCUACAAAGAUACCUCAAUGCCCUUAUAUAUCCAGUCGUGUCCAGGUAGAGGAGCGGCCGUCUUCUUUUCUUGUCUCGGCGACAAACAUGGAUCAGCCAAAGGUCAGAGAGUUUUUCAUUCAAAUUUUAGGAAACACAUUGUUUUGGUCAUAAAGCAAAUCAAAAUAAAUAAACCCACAAUAAUUUAAUUCCAGGAACUUUGCAAAAGCUUGACCGCAGACUGUUCACGAUAGCUUCAGAGAACAGCGACGAGCUCCGUCCUGAUAUGACAUCUUUCGGGGGAACUUUUGCAUUGCACAUCCCUGAAAAUUUUAUUGUUUCGACAGAAUGGGGAAUCUUCUCCCAUAUUCAACAUGGAAUCAAAUGGGAUAACGAAGAAAAAAGUAAGGAUGACACAUUUUAUAGAAUUUGAUUUAUGGCACAUUUUUUAGAUCUUUUUUGGAAAAUUUUGCGAUUUUUGAGACGAAAUGCUUCAUGAACAUAAAAAAAUUCAUUUUUAAAAGUAUAGUUUUAAAUCUUUUAAUAAAAUAUUACUUUAGUUUACGGAAACACAUUGAACGUUUGGACCUUGAAAGAUCGCCAAAUAAAGCAAAGAAUCGAACUGCCAGAGCUAGAUGGACAGUUUCCAAUCUGUGUUCGCUUUAUUCACAACCCCGAACUUAUCCACGCCUUUGUUAUCACUGCCAUUGGAGGAUCUAUCUUUCAUUUACAUCGAAAUUCUGUAAGCUUUGAUUUGUUUUUCAAAAGUUUGGUUUUAGUUCAUGUAAAAGAAAUCCGUUUUUUAAGUUUAUUUUUUAUUUUUUAGAUAACAGAUGUCUUUACUGCCAGAAAAGCAUAUCAAUUCCCAAUAGCUCAUGUAUCUGGUUGGAUACGGGAGGAAGUACCAGCUAUACCUGUUGAUCUGGUCAUAUCGAUGGACGAUCAAUACCUAUAUGUGUCUUGUUGGUUACAAGGUUUUGUAGCUCAGUUCAACAUAACCGAUCCAUUUAACAUUACUCUCACGCAUAAGGUAGUGUUCAUAAAGCUAUUUUGGUUAGGUUGCGCAUAGUUGUAGUUUUUAUCCUAAAGUUUAACUUCUUUUAAGGUUUUUAGGUAACAUUUUAAGUUUAAGAAUCUUAUUAUGUGUCAUUUCUAUAACUUGUUGUUUCUAGGACAACAGUCUGAUAUUAUUUUAGUUUUCAAAGUACUAAAUCAACAUUUUUUUUAAAAAUUUUUAUCAUAAAGCCAUUACUCAUACCUAAAACAAGAUAAUUAAUUGGAGCUUUUGCAGAUUUUUAUUGGCGGCAUAAUUCAUAACGACGUGAGACUUAUACGAAUCUCGACCAUUGUAAGUUCACCUAGUGUAAUAUAACCUCGUUUCAAAGAACUUUAUGCCGGAGCGACGAAGAGUGCGCCAGAAGCUGGUGGAGGGCGGCCCGGCCAGAAUUCAGCUGAGUUUGGACGGACGACGACUUUACGUGGCCAAUUCUUUCAUUAGGGCGUGGGACGAACAGAUCUAUCCCCAAUUAUCGAAUGCGGGCGGUGUAAUCACAUUGGUACAUAUUAAUGUCGGAGGGGCAGGUGCGAUGCAUUUUGAUGACAGUUUUGGGAUCGAAAUGAAAAGAGAAGAUGGCGGCUACUUGCCAAGAGAAAUGCGAUUCAUGAAUGGAGAUUGCACUUGUGAUUGUUUUGAGUAA
Messenger RNA from Bursaphelenchus okinawaensis, 2527 nucleotides. Lineage: Eukaryota; Metazoa; Nematoda; Chromadorea; Rhabditida; Aphelenchoididae. The record is from the annotation of a GenBank genome assembly.